AUGGCUAUUCAUGAAGCAUGGCUUUUUGAAGACGACAGUGUAUUAGUUAAGUUUGAUAACGGUUGCCGUCUACAGCUCUCAUCAUGUGGUGCAGUAUUUCAAUGCUUUUUCCCAACUGAUAAUGUCAAGAGUAGCAGUGUACCUCUCAGCAAUGAAACACAGCAGUGUAGUCAGUUUGCCACAACAAUGUGGAAAGAUAUGGUCAAACAGGCUGUUGAUUUCAGAAAUAAAUUUGCAUGCUAUCCAUACUUAUGUUAUAAUCUUUCUGAAAUUACUACAGCUUAUGAGGUUUGUAUUCCUGCACUACCGGUAUUCAUAUUCUAAGUUGGAUUUACUAAAGGCUGGCUUUUCCCCUACCAUAAUUAGCUCAAAAUUAUUUUCUUUCACCAAAAUUCAAAAAGGAUUGUUCAGAUUGCCUUAUAAAACCUAUUAGUUUAUUAUUGAGUUAAUUAACUACAGUGUAUUGAGAAUUAAUCUUCCACAAAAUUUUAUAAAAAUUUAUUGUAAACAUUGGUUUUAUUUGACUUAUUAUCACAGUAAUGUAAAAUUAUGUCUAUAAUGUCAAUUUUACUGUUUUAAAUAUAUUAUGCAUAUUAUGCAUAAUAAUUAUCUCAUUUUAAAGCAACAUAAAGUUGUAAAUUCCAUGUCGUGUACUUGGUCUGCUGAAGAUCUUGGAGAGAACAGAAAUUACGAUCAUGAUGGUUCUAUCAGCAUUACCUCAAAAGAGAACAACAUUACUGUCAUCUUAUCAGCGUGCAAGCAGAGCUUUAUUGUCAAUUUUCUAUGUAAG
Paramuricea clavata is the source of this 790-nucleotide messenger RNA. The record is from the annotation of a GenBank genome assembly. Lineage: Eukaryota; Metazoa; Cnidaria; Anthozoa; Malacalcyonacea; Plexauridae.